Doryrhamphus excisus (bluestripe pipefish) is the source of this 2370-nucleotide messenger RNA. Its product is annotated as sphingosine-1-phosphate phosphatase 1-like. Gene Ontology annotation, cellular component: endoplasmic reticulum membrane. Gene Ontology annotation, biological process: sphingosine metabolic process. The record is from RefSeq and is a predicted model, not a curated record. NCBI's taxonomy places the organism in Eukaryota, Metazoa, Chordata, Actinopteri, Syngnathiformes, Syngnathidae. Gene Ontology annotation, molecular function: sphingosine-1-phosphate phosphatase activity.
AGAAGAAGUGGCAUUGAGCGCUGUGAGCAUAACGGGCUGACUUGACGCAGUUAGAGGCGGCCUUCAUAAACCCGGUGAUACUCCGUGAUGUAAUACGGCACUAUAACGGACUUUGGAUGCUGCUCUUCCAAAUCUUCCACUCUACACGGUCGCUAUUUGUGAGUUCGGGGAGGCAGCCUGGAAGACGCCACGUAAUUAUUUGUUAGACUGACCGGAAGACCAUGAGCCCAGCGGAAUAACGCCACAUAAAAUAACCUGUAUUUGGCAUUAUGGUGAUGGACGCCAUCAAGACAUUUGUGGAGACGUGUCAUUAUCUUCAGGACCCCCGUCUGGUGGCCAAGUUCCAGCACUUGUGUGGCGUCCGCGGGACAUUUCCGGAAAAACCGAGCGACGAGCAAGGAAGCUCCGCGUCUGAGCCGGGCUGCCCCGGGCUGAGGCAGAGGAUCCCCGGUGAAGACGUCAGCAACGGCGCGGCAGUGCAUGUCAAUGGGGUGAAAGGUGACCCUAAGCCCGAUGAGACCACCCGAGCCAAGCCCCUCCGCAGGAACUCCCUCACCGGGGACGUGGGUCAGGAGUUCCUAAUCCACAACAAGCUCCUCUUCUAUCUCUUCACAUUCGGCACCGAGCUGGGCAACGAGAUGUUCUUCAUCAUCUUCUUCCCCUUCCUCUUCUGGAACAUUGACGCCCUCGUCAGCCGUAGGCUCAUCGUGGUGUGGGCAUGGAAUCUGUUCGUGGGACAGUCCACCAAAGACAUGGUGCGUUGGUCCCGACCGGCCUCCCCUCCUGUGGUGAAGGUGGAGGUCUUCUACAACUCUGAGUACAGCAUGCCGUCCACACACGCCAUGACUGGGACUGCCAUACCCUUCUGUCUCUUCAUGCUUACAUAUGGACGCUGGCAGUACCCGUUCCUCUUUGGUUUGUGUGUGGCCCUCUGCUGGAGCAUCCUGGUGUGUGUUAGCAGAGUCUACAUGGGGAUGCAUUCCGUUCUGGAGGUGAUCACUGGCUUCCUGUACAGCCUCCUCAUUCUGGCCUUCUUCCACCAAGUGUUGGACAAGAUCGACACUUUUUACAUGACCGACCCGUACGCUCCAUUGGUUAUCUUGGUGUCCCAUGUGAGCCUCGGACUCGUGGCCUUCUCCCUGGACUCCUGGAGCACCUCCCGUGGGGACACGGCCCAAGCGCUGGGCACCGGGGCGGGCGCAGCUCUGGCAACCCACGCCAAUUAUCAGCUGGGGCUGCUGGCCGACCAUCCGCUGUCAUCUUUGCCUCUCGCCUUGCCUUCGCUCGGCGUGGGGUUGGUUGUUAGCUCCCUGCUACGCUUCGCCAUCGGGGUGGCAGUUAUCCUGGUCACCAGGAUGGUUAUGAAAGCAGUGACCAUCCCCUUCCUGUGUCGACUCUUCAGGCUGCCCGCUGAGGAUGUGAGACAGGCAAGGCAACACAUGGAAGUGGAGCUGCCGUACCGUUACAUCGUCUACAGCGUUGUCGGGUUUACCUGCGUGUGUGUGGUGCCUCUCCUCUUCAGGGUCGCAAACCUGGCGUGAGUGUGGCAUGCAAACAGUCAUGCACUGCUGAAAUACAGGGUGUUGUUUCUGCACCACACAAACAUAUUUUAAGGCUAACUGUGUCGGUAUGGUAUGUUUUUCCCCCAUGAAAAGACCAAAAUUACGUGAUCCAAAUGCAACAGUUUGCAUGAAUCGCUUUGGCUAGACAGUCUUUCCCUCUGUGAAUGGAUCAUCGUGUUUCUCUUGUUGCUCAAAUCUCCUCGUAACAAUGCUGCUGUAAAGACGACAGUCAGACGACACCUAACCAACUUUUUGAAAGGCACAAGCACAUGAGAACACACUGGAGAAGGAAGGAAUCCAGAAACGUGACUGGUUCCCAUCCUUCAUGGAGUAUGAAGAAAUAGUGUCCAUCGCCAGGAAACAAUCAAAUGUUUGGUUUAUUUACAUUUUUAUAUUAAUUUGUAAUGGAUCUUUUGUAUUUUUAACAUCAUCAUUAUGCUCUGGAUAAGCCAAACAAUGAAUCAUGUCAGUGUUAUAUUAACUCUUGUUUGAUGCUAAUAUUAAUCUGUGUGCAAAAGUAUAUUUGAAGUAUUGUGGAGUUUCCCUGUUAAAAUCUUUAUACCUUGAGGCAUUACCACUGUUUGUCUACAUUACAUACUGUCUCUGCUUCUUUUUUUGUAUUGCUUUCUGUGAAUUUCCUUGGUUUGUUUGUAAAGUUAAAUGCUUUCUGGGGCUGGCGUCUGACAUGAUGAAAUAUACAGUAUUUUUGAUGGGCUAUGCCAUCUUGAUUAAAUGUGUAAAAAGGUUUCGAACAGGAUAUUUUGGCGUUCUUGCACUCAAGUGUAUUAAAAAAAUAUACCCUCCCUAA